Molecule: messenger RNA, 225 nt
Organism: Suillus fuscotomentosus
Lineage: Eukaryota; Fungi; Basidiomycota; Agaricomycetes; Boletales; Suillaceae
Exons: 2
Source: RefSeq, a predicted model, not a curated record
CCUGGUCCAAUGGCUGACGAUGAGGAUCCAGACUCAGAAUUCACUGAUGCGAGCGAGCAUUACUAUCGUAUGUAUCACUCGCUCCUCAAUGGACAACCAUGCACAGCUGACGGCGUGUUUCUGCCCCCUGGCACACCACCAACUCCUGUCCCACCAAAGUCUCCUCACGACUGGAGCCCGUAUUGUAACAAUAUUGAAUUUGCAAUGGCAGAGUUUGUUUUCAAA